AGGUCGGGGGACGCCGCUGAAACCGAAAGUGCUGUCGCUGCGGGCGGCUGGCCAAGUUCCACUCACCUUCACCUGUGCGCGCCCUGCUUGACCCAGGUGGGAGCCAGACGAGCAGGGAAACAUGAAUGGACGAGUGGACUCUUGGGUCAGGGAGGAAGAGAUCAAUCUGACCCGAGGACCUUCAGGGCUGGGCUUCAAUAUCAUCGGUGGGACAGAUCAGCAGUAUGUCUCCAACGACAGUGGCAUCUUCGUCAGCCGCAUCAAAGAGAACGGGGCUGCAGCCCUGGAUGGGCGGCUCCAGGAGGGUGAUAAGAUCCUCUCGGUUAAUGGCCAAGAUCUAAAGAACCUCCUGCACCGGGAAGCUGUAGACCUCUUUCGAAAUGCAGGCUAUGCCGUGUCUCUGAGAGUGCAGCAUAGGUCACAGGUGCAGAAUGGGCCAAUAGGAAAUCGAGGUGAUGGAGAACCAGCUGGGAUUCCCAUGUCCAUGGUGCUGUUGCCAGUGUUUGCCUUCACCAUGGUAGUAGCCUGGGUCUUCAUGAGAUAUCGGCCACAACUUUGAAAAGCUUGUGUUCUUCCAGUGCUCUUGAUGAAGAUACAGUUCUCUUUUCACCCUUCUCCCCCUGCCAUUCUCAUAUCUCUCCCUCUCCUUCUUUCUGCAAAGCCAACACAAGAUUUAAAGAGACUACCCCCAGAACCUUACUGUUGAAGUUUUCCAAAUCCUCACAUUCUAAUGGGAGAGUAAAGACAUUGUUUGAAGGAAAGCUGGAAAAAAGACUUGCUCAGAACAAAUGAGGGGUUUUAGAGUUAACUAAGACCGCCAGUGGAAAUUCAGCUACAACCCAAAGAAGGAAAGAUCCAUCCUUUUCAUUACCAUGGUUGAUACCUUUCUUCUUGGCUGGCAGAUCUCAGAGGCCAGCUGUGGUCUAAAAGAGAGAAUGUUUUCUUUUUAAUGUUCUUCCUUGAGAAGUUUUGUGGCCUUUAUUUAAUUUCAAACAUGUUUGGGUGGCUAUAGCAAAGAAUGAGGAAAGCACUUUUAUUUUUUUUUAAGCAAACAUAUGCACAUAUGCCUUACAGAGUUGAAAGAUACUUUGGUUUCUAGGUUUCUGAUGUAAGUGAUUAAUCUCAAUCGAAUUUUAUAUGUAGUGAGAAUAAAAAAGUGAGCCCUAAAUGAGGAUGCUCAGUAAAAGUCAUUAAAAUGAAAAGAAAAUUGAAGCAGCAAGUUAAAAGUUUUAGUACAGUAUUUCUUCUCAAAACAGCUAUGGCAAAAUUGAGUUAAAAUGCCAUUAUCUAGUAUUGGCAGGUCAGUCUUUGAAAAUAAAAAAUUUUACAUGUGAAGAUAAAUCUUAUAAUGCUAAUAACAUUUUAAAUAAUAUCACAGUCUCUUUAUGUUUAUUUUUUAAGACUCCCAAGCAGCACUCAAUAGGCCUGGGGGCCUCUCCCUACAAUCCUUGGGCAACCUGGUGAUGCUCAGGAAUUUCUUGGACUGCAACUGACUAUACUCAGAGGACCAUGUGAUGCCUGGGGUCGAACUGGGGUGGACUACAUGCAGGACAUGCACUUUAAUCCUUAUAAUGUCUUUCCAGUCCCUCACAGACCUUUUUU
Molecule: messenger RNA, 1602 nt
Organism: Sorex fumeus (smoky shrew)
Lineage: Eukaryota; Metazoa; Chordata; Mammalia; Eulipotyphla; Soricidae
Gene: SYNJ2BP
Product: synaptojanin 2 binding protein
Exons: 4
Coding region: 122-559 (145 amino acids)
Molecular function (GO): protein binding
Source: RefSeq, a predicted model, not a curated record